Caenorhabditis remanei is the source of this 1113-nucleotide messenger RNA. RefSeq lists its product as uncharacterized. The record is from RefSeq and is a predicted model, not a curated record. Lineage: Eukaryota; Metazoa; Nematoda; Chromadorea; Rhabditida; Rhabditidae. Gene Ontology annotation, cellular component: cytoplasm. The transcript is spliced from 3 exons. The coding region runs from base 1 to 1113 and encodes 370 amino acids.
AUGUCCGACUCAAAAACGGAGGAAGAUCAAACAAAAAUUGAAGAGAAACACGAGGAGAAGCCUGCAGCAACAUCUGAAGAAGCUGGAUUCGGCGGCUUCGGAGUUGCAAGUUCAUGGCUCAAUCAGGGACAAACGUGGGGAGCAUCGUUCCUGAAUACCGCGAGAGAAAAGACAAUGACUACUCUCGAUCUUGUCAAGAAAGAUUUGAACGAUUUGACCGAUGCUGUAACCGCCGAAGUGACUGAUCUCGCUUCAGCAGCAAAAGAAGGGUUCGGAACUGCUGCGAACGCUGUGAAACAACAAGCUCAGGCAUUUGAGAAGCUCGUUACACCAAAUGAAGAAGAUAAGCCGCUUCCUGGAGAAUUUGAAACUGAAGAAACGUCUGAAAUCGAGGAGAAAAAAGAGAAGCCAAAGUUGGAGAGCUCGAGUUCGCUAAGCUUUGGAUGGAUGAGUAAAAUUGUGGACACUGUCACCGAUACUGUAAAGAAUUUGGCAAUGGAAGAGACUACAACUGGAGAAGAUGAAUUCACUGAGGUCAUUAAGCCGAAAAAGGAUAGAAAAACGUGUCUUUCCAAAUUGAAAAUCACUGAAAUUCAAUCCAGUGAAUCAACGUAUCUCAAUGAACCAGGAAACUCGGAGUUUUAUGAAAGAUGGCUCUCGCGCUUCAACUUGGAUGAAUAUGAUGGCGAAAUUAACAUUUUAUUGGCUAAUAACCCUUCCUUACGUCAAGUCUUCGCCAGUCUUGUUCCAGCCAGCGUGAGCCAUGAAACUUUCUGGAAACGAUAUUUCUACGCCAUUGAAGUUGCUGAAAUGGAAGAAGAAAUGAACAAAUCAACGCUAUCGGAAGCAUUGAAUGUGGAUACCAAGUCACCUAAGAAAGCUAAGAGAAAGGGAUCAUCUGGAGUGUCAUCGAAAAAGUCGUCACCAUCGUCAGAGUCAUCUUUAGUAGUUGUAGAAGAGCCGACAAGUCCAUCACAGUCUGAAUGGAGUGUUUGCAGUGAGAAGAACGUUGAGGAAAUCCCAUCAAACGACGAAGAUGAAGAGAAAGGCCCAUUAACCCCACGUCCAGAAAGCGAGAAAAAGGAAGAAGGAUGGGUCAAUUGGGAUGAAUAA